GUUUCAAUCUAGUCAGCGUAGGUGCACCAACUCUUAGUUUAUGAAAAAAAAUGGUCUUGUCAUGGACGCCACCCGAUAUAUUCCAACCGUGUUCGGUUCAUAACAAUUUAACCACUUGCCAAUCUUCGACUUUUUUAUUUUUACAAUUGGUGGCUAACUUAUUUGGGUAUUCGCCGGAUGAAAAAAAUACAUACGGGUUCGAUUUUUCUUUUACGAAUUUUUACAAUCCUUUCGAAAGUGAAAAAGCUCAAGUGGAGGAAUUCGAUUUUAUCGUUGUCGGUGCUGGUAGUGCAGGAUGUGUUGUUGCUAAUAGACUGUCCGAAAUUAAAGAAUGGAGGGUACUGUUAUUAGAAGCCGGAGGCGAGGAACCCGUUGUUGCGGACGUUCCGGCUUUCGCUCCAAUGUUACAAGGCUCAAGUAUAGACUGGCAAUACGAAACUCAACCUUCUCCUAAAAGUUGUCUAGCAAGAGAUGAGGGAAGAUGUACUUGGGCGAGAGGCAAAGUUAUGGGAGGAUCAUCAACCAUAAAUUACAUGAUAUAUAUGCGCGGACAUCCUGACGAUUACGAUGAAUGGUCUCUUAUGGGUAACCACGGUUGGUCGUAUAGUCACGUCUUGCCGUAUUUUAAAAAAUCGGAAGAUAAUAGAAAUCAUGAUAGCGAGAAGAUAGAUCCACGUUAUCACGGGGUUGGAGGUUAUCAAACUGUAGAAUUUUUCCCAUACCAAGACGAAAAUACGUUAGGACUUGUGCAUUCGUAUUAUGAAUUAGGUUUGCCGAAAAUAGAUCAAAAUACCGAGGAUCUUUUGGGUACUAUGCUUCUACAAGCUACCGCGAAAGAUGGCGAAAGACAAAGCACCAACGCUGCCUUCAUCAGACCAAUUAGAUACAAACGCACAAAUUUGGUAGUGCGAUCUAACGCUCAUGUAACUAGAGUACUUAUAGACCCAAAAACAAAAACCGCUUACGGUGUGGAAUAUCACAGAAAAGGAAAAUUAGUACAAGCUUUAGCAAAGAAAGAAGUAAUUCUUUCAGCUGGUUCAAUUAAUUCUCCAGUUAUAUUGAUGUUGAGUGGUGUAGGACCAGCUCAUCACUUGGAAGAGCGCGGAAUUAAAGUUAUAAAAGACUCAGCUGUUGGAUUCAAUCUACAAGAUCACACCACAAUAGAUGGAGUAGUAUUCCGUUUAACAAAUCAUACUUCUACCUUAGUAAAUGAAGAACAAAUGAAAGCAGAUACUUUUUACUGGAAGAAAACCAGACUAGGUCCGUUAGCCUCAACUGGUCCUUUACAAGCGAAUGCUUUCAUACAAACUAAAUAUGAACAAAGUUCGAAAAGACCCGACAUCCAAAUUUCCAUUGAUGCAGUAAAUACGGAUAACUUUUUUACUGAUCCUAUUCUCAGUUAUAAUACUGCCAUAUUACCUUUGUCUUAUUACAGUGGUAUGAUGGCGAGACCGAUUUUAUUGAAUCCCAAAUCUAGAGGAAGAGUUUUGUUGAACGACACCGAUCCGAUUCAUGGUACACCGUUGAUUUUCGCUAAUACGUUCUUCGAGAAAAUCGAUCUAUUGAGGAUAAUAGAUGGAGUGAAACGAAGUUUGGAUUUAGAACAUACAAGUUUUUUCAAACACGCGGGAAUAGAAUUAGUAAGAACUCCUUUACCAGCUUGUAAACACGUUCAUUUCGGUACUGACGAAUAUUGGGCGUGUAUAGCAAUGGCAUACACGACUACCAUCUAUCAUCCAGUCGGUACGUGCAAAAUGGGUCCUCAUACAGAUGAAAGCGCAGUUGUUGACCCAGAACUGAGAGUUCAUGGAAUAAAAUCAUUAAGAGUUAUUGAUGCUUCUAUCAUGCCUAAAAUUGUUAGGGGUAAUACUAAUGCUCCAACUAUUAUGAUUGGGGAGAAAGGAAGUGAUUUGAUUAAGCAUAGUUGGUUAAAAGACUAUAAUCAACAAGAUAAAUCGGAAAAUUUAGAUAGUGGUAGCUACGAUUUUUUAAAUUUUGGUAAUUUCUUCAAUGGAUAUUUCAAAUAAAAUGAACAAUUUAAAAGUACAUUUAUAAAGUGAUUACAUAUCUUAUUGUGCAUUAAUAAGAUUUGAUUACUUUAAACUUGAACUGAUUUUGGUGCUACGAUUAACGAAAAAACAGAUAAGAAUUGCCAUUGGCCAUAUAUUUUGGGCAAUACAUUUCCUUAACUAUUUUUUAUAUAAUAUAAUACGUUCACUUUGAUUUGGAAGUUAUAUAAAUUGAAUUUUUAAUUAAUAUUGUUAUGAAACGUCAAGUUAAAAUAUAUAUUUUUCUUCUACAAUGUCAAGCAAAGCGUAAUGAACAACGCCGAGUUGUCCACUAUAUCUGAACAACUCCACACUGUUAGGACAGCUGACAUAUCGGUACUACAAGCUUAUUUUAGACCUACAUAUAUUCUAGAAUCAAUGUGCAAGGAUAAAAUCAUAACAUAUUAAGAAAAGUCGGAAGAUUUUAACGAAGCAGUAGUAGCUCAUAUGAUUCAGACAAAGAAAUUAUAAUAUGAUGUGUUUGCUAAAGCAGAAGAGAUAUCUAAAAGUUGAAGAGUUGGAUUCAAAGAGAAAAAAGACUGGUUACUUCAUCUAUCUCCCGAUCUGAUGGUUGUUGGACAUAAAUGACUGAAUUCUUGAAUGGUCGUCCAACAGGUGAUCACAAUUAAAUUUCAAAAUAUUAAAAUGAUAUCAAUCGGCAAAGACGAUUCACAGAAACAUUCUAAUAAUGUUGAAGAACUCAUUAAAUUAAUUUUUUAUUUAUUAUUUUUUUAUUAUUUAAAUAAAACCAAUUGAUCCACAAAAAAUACAAACAAAUAUCAGCUUAGUUUUGUGAUGCUUUUCUACUUUUUCAGGUGUAUGGCUUGUUAAAAUUAAAAUAUUGGCUCCUUGUUUCCACAACUGUGUUAAUUCUUUACUAUCCUAUGUCGUUGUUCUAUUUCCUCCAUCUUUUUUAUCCAGCUUUUUCUCGAUCUUCCUUUUUUAUUUUUGUAAGUUCCGUCUUUACAAAUCUUCUACAUUAAUCGUUCUUUUUAAUUUCAUAUUCAUUAUCUGACUACUGUAAUUGUAUAUUUCUAAAUUCGAGUUCAAAGCUUUGGUAUCUCUUUCCAUUAUUACUAUGUCAUCUGCAUGUCGAAUCUCCGAAAUGUUAUUCAUUUUACAGUUUUAUUUGCCUCUUUGUUCUUCUCAUUAUUUAUUUUUCUAGCACUAUGAAAAUUAAUAAAAGGUUUACUCCUUUUGUUAUUUCGAACAUAUUUAAUACCUCUUGUCUAACUGUGACAUCUACAAAGCUCUUACGCUGCUAAUUAGUUUCUUUUGUAUUUCUCGGUAUAAUAGGAUGACCUAUAUAUCAUUUUUAUUUACUCUAUUUUUCAAAUGCUUUUCCACAAUCUGUAGAGCACAGGGGUAUCUCUUUAUUCUUCUCUAAUUGCUUUAGUUACCAGGUAUUUGCUUAAAUUUAAAGUUUUCAAAUUUUAUUUCUCUGUUUGCUCUAAAACCUCUGUUCCUUGUUUAUGAGUCUUAAUUUUUAUUACCUUUGUUAUCUCUAUUUCCACCAUUUUUAUCAUAUCUCCAGUUAUUCCAUUAUUUUAGUUUCUUCAUCGACUGUUGUUUUUUUUCCUUUUACACUAAUAUCUUCUUUUGUUGCCGAGUUUGAACAAAUCCUGUUAAUCUCUUUGUUUUCUUCCUCGUUUAUACCUUCUGCUUCUAAAAUAACUUCUACGUCUUUUUAAGUUUACAUCUUAUUUUGUUUUUUUUUUUCGUAUGUUUAUUAAUGAGCUCUUAUUGUUAUUUUGUUCUUCUUUCGGUUCUAACUGCUCCAAGAAUAUUUUAUCAAAAUUCUUGUUAUAACUCAUGUAUUUACUCCUUAUUUAAUCUUCUAGCUUCUGUCCUUUUCUUGUAUUUUUUGCAGAUACACAAAUAUCAAAAUAUCAAAAAAUAGUAAUCGAAUGUUUUUGUGUACGAAUAAUAUGGUUGAUUAAUUUCAUUUUUAGUUGGCUAAAUUUAACACAUAUUAAUGAGUUCGGGUAUUAUUAGUAAUCAACUUAAACAUCGUGAAUAUAUUGUAUUAUAACGGAAAUGAUAAUGCUCGUUUUGUUGUUUUUUUUUGCUAUUUUUAUUUAAAAAAUAUCUUUGUUAUGAAUAAAUUUAUUUGAU
Messenger RNA from Diorhabda carinulata, 4163 nucleotides. Its product is annotated as glucose dehydrogenase [FAD, quinone]-like. The transcript has 2 exons. NCBI's taxonomy places the organism in Eukaryota, Metazoa, Arthropoda, Insecta, Coleoptera, Chrysomelidae. Gene Ontology annotation, molecular function: oxidoreductase activity, acting on CH-OH group of donors; flavin adenine dinucleotide binding. The coding region runs from base 51 to 2027 and encodes 658 amino acids. The record is from RefSeq and is a predicted model, not a curated record.